Molecule: messenger RNA, 613 nt
Organism: Lathyrus oleraceus (garden pea)
Lineage: Eukaryota; Viridiplantae; Streptophyta; Magnoliopsida; Fabales; Fabaceae
Product: MAPK kinase substrate protein At1g80180
Exons: 1
Coding region: 67-426 (119 amino acids)
Source: RefSeq, a predicted model, not a curated record
AGCUAGAAUCAUCUUGAUAGCUCUAUAUAUAGAUUUGUCAAGAGAGAAAGUUAUAGAGAAAAAGUGAUGGCUAGUCUUCCAAGAUCAGAAGUAUCAUUCAGAAGAUCAGGCUCUUCUGGUCUUGUUUGGGAUGAUAGAUUCUUAUCAGGAGAAUUGAACAAAAUCAAUCCAGAACAACACCAACAACAACGCAACAGUACUUCUACUACUACCGAAGAUAAUAAUAAUAAUAAUAUCAAAGAGCAUCACGCCGGAACCACCAUACAGAGAAGCCGCUCCACCGGCGCUGGCCGAGGAUACCGCACCGGAAAACUCUCCCCGCCGGCAAUCGAUCCACCGUCUCCGAAAAUCUCUGCGUGCGGAUUCUGUGGUCCUUUCGCGAAAAAGAGUCGACGGUCAAAGCCCGGUACGCGUCGAUCGAGAUAGGGAUGGUCGUAUAUUGAAUUGAAUCGUGUCGAAGAUUUUCCGGUGGCCGGUAAAUAGAUGCUCCGGUGUGUGUAGGGUUAGUUGAGUUUUGAUCUCUCUGUUUUGUGUGUUUUCUUCUUUCUAUUGAGUUUGGAUUAAUAGUUUGAUUGUAAUUAUUACGUGUAUAAUACGAGUAUUUGUUUCAUGA